GUCGUGCGCCGCGGGUGGGCGGAGCCGUCGGUCUUCACACUGACGUACAUCAUCACCAGCGCGAGCUGUGCACGAGAACCACAGGAAUCCACACACAACCAUCACUUCUGCUAUAGAUCACUCAGUUGAACAGGAUUUAACCACUUGCCAGUAUUAUCCUAUAGCAUCAACAGGAAGAAAAAAAACACUGGAAAGACAAACCUUCACUAGAGUCAACAUCCAUCAUAUCUUCUCUUGAUGGACCUGAUGAUGUGAGAUGAUGGAGGCUUUCUGAAGUUCUGCUAUCACAGGAUCUUAAGGAAUAACGCGCGUCAAUAUGAACUCCAGAUUGAAAAAACAAUUAAAAGUGAAGGAGAAGUGAACGAGAAGACGAUUCCUGAUAGUGAGGGAACCCUCAAAGAUUUAUUUUAUUCAUUUUGCCUCACUCCGCACGCUGGACGCAUCCAUCAUCUGUAUUCAUGUAGGUGAUUUGUUCUUGGACAGCGUCGAGUGGAUUUAAAGCAUGGACGAUCAAAGGCAUUUAAUGCAGAGUCUGGGCGGUGUGACCCUCACUGGACACCCCAACACUGAUGGAGGAGGCACAAGAAACAAACACGAGAUUGGAGAUAUUCUACAUCAGAUCAUGACCAUCACCGACCAGAGCCUGGAUGAGGCUCAAGCAAAAAAGCAUGGACUGAACUGUCACAGAAUGAAGCCGGCUCUGUUCAGUGUGCUGUGUGAAAUUAAAGAGAAAACAGGUCUCAGUGUUCGCAGCGGUCAGGACGAGGAUCCACCCGACGCUCAGCUCAUGCGUCUGGAUAACAUGCUGCUGGCGGAGGGCGUGUCUGGACCGGAGAAAGGGAGCGGGGCAGCAGCGGUCACCGCGGCAACAGCAGCAUUGGGGGUCGGAGCCGAUAACUCCAUCGAACACUCGGACUACAGAGCCAAACUCACCCAGAUCAGACAGAUCUACCACACAGAACUGGAGAAAUAUGAGCAGGCAUGCAAUGAAUUUACCUCUCAUGUGAUGAACCUGUUGAGAGAGCAGUCUCGUACCCGUCCCGUCUCGCCCAAAGAGAUCGAGCGCAUGGUGAACAUCAUCCAUCGCAAGUUCAGCUCCAUCCAAAUGCAACUGAAGCAGAGCACGUGUGAGGCUGUCAUGAUCCUCAGAUCUCGAUUCCUUGACGCCAGGAGGAAACGGCGUAACUUCAGCAAGCAUGCGACAGAGAUUUUGAACGAGUAUUUUUAUUCUCAUCUCAGUAAUCCGUAUCCCAGCGAGGAGGCUAAAGAAGAGCUGGCUAAAAAGUGUGCCAUCACAGUUUCACAGGGGAAGGCAAAUAGCAUCACUGUGUCACAGGUGUCUAACUGGUUUGGUAAUAAACGUAUUCGCUAUAAGAAGAAUAUUGGUAAAUUUCAGGAAGAGGCGAAUCUCUACGCUGCUAAAACGGCAGUAACAGCAACCCAGGCCGUAGCAGCAGCCGUACAGAACAGUCAAACUAACUCACCAUCAACACCCGGCUCUGGAUUUCAGAUGAAAGAUGAAGAGUUUCAGUUGGAUACAGCAGAAGAUAAAACCCCUUUAUUAAACAGCAUGUUCACUGGUUCCUCAGGUUCAUAUGGAGAUGUAUUCAUGAAUCUGACCAGUCUGAAUGGAAACUCAUACCAGUCUGCCCAGCUCACCAGUACAGGACACACACAGGGAGACUCCAUACGUCACAGUAUCAGUCAGUCAUUGGGUUACAGUGAUGGUCUGCGGGGAAAUCCACUUUAUAGCCCUCAUGGAUUAAAUGGUAACGGUGGCUGGCAUGAUGCUGUGACUCCAUCUUCUGUAACAUCUCCUAUAGAAGGAACAAACAGUGUUCAUUCAGAUACAUCUAACUGAUGAUACAGGUUUAUACAGACUCAACAUCACAGCUUUUACAGUUCUUCAUUAACCUUGACCAGAUGAACAACAUCAUACCAAACUGAGCCCACAGUGACAUCAUCCGACUCAUCAUCAUAGAGACAAACACAUACCUGACAUGUUUUUAAUAUAUCUUCUUAUUAGACUGAAAGUUGGGGAUUUUUUACAUUUGUAUUCAUUUGACUGAACGAUUAAUGUUAUUCUUAAUAAAUGUAAUCUUAGUAAAUUGACACACGUGACAUUCAGUCAGACAUAUUUAUAAUCUAGAAACAAAACAAAUCUUCAGUUUCAGUCCUACAGUAUACACACGUGUGUGUCUGAAUCUCUCACAGUGUUAUUCAUAUCAAUUCAAGAGUAAAACUCUACUACUGUAUAAACCUGCAUUGUGGGUUUUAAAGAGUUAAAUAUUAAUCUGGAAAUGAAUGUGACCCUAUAGACCUUUUUUUUAAUUUACACAUCAUCUGAAAGCUAAAUAAAUAAGCUUUUCUAUUGA
Messenger RNA from Misgurnus anguillicaudatus (oriental weatherfish), 2375 nucleotides. It is a transcript of the gene pbx3a, whose product is annotated as pre-B-cell leukemia homeobox 3a. Gene Ontology annotation, molecular function: DNA binding; DNA-binding transcription factor activity, RNA polymerase II-specific. The record is from RefSeq and is a predicted model, not a curated record. NCBI's taxonomy places the organism in Eukaryota, Metazoa, Chordata, Actinopteri, Cypriniformes, Cobitidae. Gene Ontology annotation, cellular component: nucleus. Gene Ontology annotation, biological process: regulation of DNA-templated transcription.